CAUCGGAUCUCAGAAGCAUCGGCACAGUUGUCGUUAGCUGCCCUUCUCUCUUCUUGAAAGGAAUAGUAGCAAUGAAGAUAUGGAGAAAAUGUCAGACGAAGAAUAUCAUUAUCAUUCCUUGAAACCUCGUAAAAAGAAAGACUUACAAGCAGCAGAAGAAGAAGACAAAUAUUAUUCAUUUAACAAAAACGAUAAACAAGACAAAGGAGGAGGAGAGGGAGAAGGAACAGGUGCAGAUCGUUAUUAUUCUUUCAAGAAGAAGAAGAAGAAGCAGCAACAGCAGCAGAGGAAUGAAGACAAGGAAGAAAAAGAAGAAGAAGAAGAAGGCAGUCUGAGCAGCGGUCCUCUCUCCAGCAAUUCCCAUGUACGUCUCGCUAUCUACAUAGCUAUGGCUCACGCCGGCCUCGCUCUAUCCCUCAUCCUUCUCUACGGUCUCAUCAAACUCCUUGAAGAAUACUGGCGGCCCAUCCAAUGGGCUAUUCUCUGCUCAAUGCCCCUGCGAGAGCUCCAAACUACCCUCGUCCGCUUCUGGUCCCAUCCCCUCCAGCUCGGCCUCUUCGAGACCAUCCUAGCCGUCCCCCUUGCUAUCAUCCGUGCCGCAAUCGGAUCCGUCAUCGACUCCCAGGCCGCUCUUCUCCGUCUUAUUCGCCGCCGUCGUCGCAAUUUCCCAGCCCGAAGCAAGAUCACCUUCCCCAAGCUCAUGCAAUGGCUCGUCUCCUUCGGCCUCUUUGUCUUCUCCUACGAACGCAUCGGCUCUGCAUCCUACCCCAUCUUCGCCAUCCCCGGCUUCAUCGCUUACGCUGCUGGUUACGCCCCUGGUGUUCCCUCCACCAUCACCGCCAUGUCAUCCGUCCACCGCGGUGUCGUCCCGGGCCCACGUUCCCCCCCAUCCAGGCGUUCUGUCCUCAGCUGGCUCAGCUGCUACAUGACCUCUGGCAUCCUCAAGCGUCUAAACACGGUGGUGGGGAUCGGCCUCAUCACCCUCAUGAUCGUCGGAUCUGUGAUGGGGCUUGUGUUCUUCUCCUACAAGAUCGGGCUCGAGGGGAGGGACGCGGUCAUAUCGCUGAAAACACACCUGCAGGAGAAUAACUAUACUGAGCGGAUCGGCCUCAACCGUUGGAUGGACGAGAACCACAUUCCUGAGCUGAUCGAUACAUACACCACCAAAUUCUACGAGACCAUGUCCCAAUCUAUCGAUUCCCUGGCUCUUCAGUACAACGUGACGGAGAUCGUCGAUGGCUUCCGCAAUUACCUUGUAGGGCCGCUGCUACCACCAUCCUCAUUCACUUCAAAUGUCUGGAGUGGCACCCCAGACGGACAGCAGAUCCUCCAACACCACCCCUUCUCAGAAAAGCUCCACCAUCUCUGGCUUCAGCUCCAGGGAAGGGAAUGGAAUGUAAUUUACUCAGAGAUUGCAGGUACCUUCCGGGUAUUCCUUUCUGUGAUCAUGAGAGAGGACUUGGUGGAGAAGAUGAAGGGGUUUGCUCUGCAGAGCGUUGACGUCUCGAAGCGGGUCUUCGCCAGCAGCUCCAUGGUCCUGGCAGGGAGCGCAAAUAUUCUUGUCUCAGUAGCUGUAUCAAUCAUCUCAGGGGCUGCGGGGCUGCUGAAUUUCAUCUCUCAGCUGAUGGUUUUCUUCUGGCUCCUGUAUUACCUGAUUACAUCUGAAUCAGGGGGAGUCAUGGACCAUGUCCUGGGGAUGCUUCCAGUCUCCAAGUCGACACGCAUUCGCUGUGCAGAUGUCCUUGAUCAUGCUGUGAGCAGCGUCCUGUUGGCGACUGCUAAGGUCACACUCUUUCAAGGCUGUCUCACUUAUCUAUUGUUCCGUUUCUACCACAUACAUUUCCUGUACACAUCAACAUUCCUGGCUUUGAUGAGUGCGGUUUUGCCCAUUACUCCAACCUGGCUGUCAUCGAUCCCAGCAGUGGCCCAGCUGGCCAUAGAAUCGAGAUACAUAGAAGCUGUGUUGCUGCCUGCAAUCCAUCUCAUACUUCUGGAUUACGGCACAGCAGCCAUCCAAGAUGAUGUACCGGGACAAAGUGCCUACCUCACUGGGCUUAGCAUUCUGGGUGGCAUUGCAUUGUUCCCAUCAGCUUUGGAAGGAGCAAUCAUGGGUCCUUUGCUGUUGACAGUCAUGAUCGCCAUGAAAAAUUUAUAUGCAGAAUUUGUACUUCCGUCUGCUAAGGAAGCUGCUCGGUGAUACUCUUGUGAAUGGACAAUUUAUGCUUUAAUAUUCAGCGAAUCAGUGAGAGCUACCAGGGAUGUUUUGGGAGCAACUUGAGCGUUCGACAAUCUCCUUUGUUGGACUGGGAAAGCUAGCAUUGGAAAAGAAUACACAAACGGCGAUUAAAGUCAUUGUUGCUUGUGUCCUCAGCAAGGCCCCCCCUAAAACAACACCUGAUAUGAUGCAUGCCCACCACUAAAAUGCGCCAUGUACUGCAUCUGGUUAGCAUCUUCUUUUCCUUUUUCUCUUUUGCCUGGCUUCAUUCCUCAUUCAAUGUUAGAUUCAUGGACUUUGAUGAUCUUUAUGCGCAGGAUAUGCACAGUAUCUACCCUGGA
This is a messenger RNA of Magnolia sinica, 2556 nucleotides long. RefSeq lists its product as uncharacterized. NCBI's taxonomy places the organism in Eukaryota, Viridiplantae, Streptophyta, Magnoliopsida, Magnoliales, Magnoliaceae. The coding region runs from base 80 to 2197 and encodes 705 amino acids. The record is from RefSeq and is a predicted model, not a curated record. The transcript has 3 exons.